CUGGAAAUUUCAUCAAACUGUCCCACCAGACCAAUAUGAAACUAGGAAAAAUUCAAAAUAGCAAGUGGCAGGUCUUCAUCCACCAAUCAAGGAUAGUACCUCGAUUGUCCUCUUUUCUACCCAAGUCCUACUGCUUAUUCAAACAACCCAAUCAAGACUGCAUCCUCUCAUCGUCAUUGUCCUCAACCUAAACCAACAACCAAAAAAUAAAUUAACCCACUAAUCAUUCAAUCAAUUAACAAUAAUUAAGACUAAGAAAGAAUAAAACACACCAAGGCAAAAGGCAAAAGAAGCAUUCAGCCAACACCAUCACCAUCUUCAUCUGCUUUCUUUUCCUUCUCAGCCUGACAAACCCGACUUCCAAUUUUCAUGAGAAAGGGGGAAAACAGAGUUACAGAGAGGUUCUGUCACCAUGGAUAGACUGGUGAAGCCAGACGUGAAGGAAGUGGAAAUUGCGUUCAAGAGAGGCCAAAAGGGCACCACAACUUUCAGGUUAUCCAACCUCAUGCACACCAUGUCUGUAGCAGUUUCCUUGACCACCACAAAUCCAUCUGUUUUCUCUUUCACUCAGGCCUUCUCUAUAAUCCCACCCCUUUCCUCUUCAUCUUAUACUCUCGUCGUCUCUCAGUCUCCUGAUCAACCCACUAUCCGCGCUCCUCCUGAUGUCAUCACCGUUAAAUCAGCCAUGCUUCCCACCGGCAAGGCCCAUGUGGAAGAUCUCCGCCGCCUGUUUUCAAGACCCGGACCGCAUAUUUUUAAAGACGCCACCAUACCCAUCUCAUUUGUGGGUCCCCAAGUUGCUGAAUAUCUAAUCUCCAAUCAUGCCCAAAUACCUGAUGUCUCCUCCCAUUUUAAUAGGGCUAUAUCUGGGUGUUCGGGGUCCCAGAUCACUGCCCUGCUAGAAUCCGCUGUAUUAUCUGGUGAUGCCAAUUUGGUAGCGCAAUUGAUAGAUGCCGGUGGAGAUGUGAAUUGUAAGGACUCAGAGGGACGGUCCAUGAUCACUCAGGCAGUUAAAGUAGGAAAUACAGACGUCGUUAAGGUAUUGAUCGCCUCUGGUUGUUUGAUUGAUGAGUUAAUAGAUAAGGUUUUGUACGAGGCAGCAGCGAUAAACAGAGUGGAUCUGAUUGAGGUUCUUUGUCGUAAUUUCAAAGAUAUUGAUGUGAAUUCGAUUGAUUUACACGGUAGAACUCCAAUUCAUGUCGCUGCAAGUUGUGGGCAUGUUGAAGUGAUUCGGUUUUGUGCUUCAAUUGGAGGAAGAGGCGACGUUGUGGACUGUAAUGGGUGCACUCCGCUUCAUUUAGCUGCAGAGAAAGGGCAUUUAGAAGCUGUGGAGUGCUUAUUAGAAUGCUCAGGUUAUAUAAAAUAUGCAGUGAAUAAAGAAGGAAAGACAGCUUUCGGUGUAGCAGUAGAAAAUGGGAAUUCACAUUUAUAUGGGUUGCUGCAACUGGGAGAUAUGUUGCAUAGAGCAGCGAGAUUGGGCGAUGUUAAUGGGAUAAGGAGUUGCCUUGCAGAGGGAGCGAACGUGAACGAUAGAGACGAAAAUGGAUGGACGCCUCUGCACAGAGCUGCGUUUAAGGGGAGGAUUGAGUGCGUAAAAGUAUUGCUUAAUCAUGGUGGUCGAGUUGAUGUGGUUGAUGAUGCUGGGUACAGCCCUCUUCACUGUGCAGUUGAAGCUGGGCAUGUUCAGGUUGCUGUGUUGUUGAUUUCUCAUGGGGCUAAAGCCAAUGUAAAGAGUCUCAAGGGUGCUUCCAAUUUGAAGAAGGAAUUGUGCCAAAACAAGUUAUCCACUGAAUUUUCUUCUUGUGUUUUGUAAUAAUCUGUAAAAAACCUAGAUAGUAUUUUUGGGGAAAUUAUUGAGUUUUUAGUGCUUCUUCUGCCCCCAUAAACAUGGAUUUUUCUAUAAAUUAUAGCGAAAGAGCACAUAAUCCCAAGUCCCAUGUAUUGUAUAAUUUACCUGUUUUUGCAACGCUGGGGAAAGCUUCGAGAAAAAGUGGUGAAACAUGUGGCGUUGCACUCCUAUUUUAGCUAUGCUAAUCCAAUUUUCAGUUUUUCUUGUGUACCAUUUGGAGGAUCGAUUUUAUGAUCAAAUGAAUGAGAUUUAGCUUUAAA
Molecule: messenger RNA, 2109 nt
Organism: Hevea brasiliensis (rubber tree)
Lineage: Eukaryota; Viridiplantae; Streptophyta; Magnoliopsida; Malpighiales; Euphorbiaceae
Product: protein VAPYRIN-LIKE
Exons: 1
Coding region: 413-1813 (466 amino acids)
Molecular function (GO): protein binding
Source: RefSeq, a predicted model, not a curated record